AUGCUUGUCGACUUGCUAAGAGACCUCAAUAUCAUCGGAACCAGGCACGAGCCAGACCAGGAUUGGACCAUGUUCGUGCGCAAAGAAUCUCGCAUCAGGCUUGCUCACUGGGCUUUUAUCAAUGACGGAUGGUUCACGCUCUUCUCCAACCAUCCUCCUGCCAUGACCUUCUUCGACAUGACUGGCCAUCUUCCAUGCAGAGAUGAGCUGUGGAACGCCGACCGUGCUGCAAGUUUUGAGAGUCUCCGAUCCCAGGAGGACUUUAGUUCUAGCUUGCCGUGUCCGAAAUUCCUCAUCUCGGCAUUACUUGGAGAUGAGUGGACGGAGGGCACCGUGGCUCUCUUUCAGCACCUUGAUAUCAAACAUUUCCUAGUGAUUAUAUUCGCUUUCCAACACGUCAUGUUCCAUUACCAUACUUUAAUGCUCAUCGACAACGGCGCAUCUAUCUUGUUUCGUGGAUUAGAUCGGUGGAAGCAGCUCUGGGAUAACGCCUUGAGCCGCCUCAACAGCGAAGAGAGAAAAGCACUUGGCCUUGUGAAAUACUCCGCUGAGCUUGCUUUUCUAUCCAGACGGAUUGUUGAGGUCGCAAGCGCCAAGGAGGGUGGUACACAGCCAAAAUACUUGCAGCGCCGCGUAACGUACGACACGGUGGCCUUGCACCAGUUCAUCCGGCAAUGCAUCGGAUGA
This is a messenger RNA of Scedosporium apiospermum, 687 nucleotides long. RefSeq lists its product as uncharacterized. Lineage: Eukaryota; Fungi; Ascomycota; Sordariomycetes; Microascales; Microascaceae. The record is from RefSeq and is a predicted model, not a curated record. Gene Ontology annotation, biological process: DNA-templated transcription; regulation of transcription by RNA polymerase II. The transcript has 2 exons. Gene Ontology annotation, cellular component: chromatin. Gene Ontology annotation, molecular function: zinc ion binding; RNA polymerase II cis-regulatory region sequence-specific DNA binding; DNA-binding transcription factor activity, RNA polymerase II-specific. The coding region runs from base 1 to 687 and encodes 228 amino acids.